AUGGAGGUUGCGGCGGAGAGAAUCAGAUCCGCCGUCAAGAAUCUACUGCCUGAGCGGCCACACCAUCUGGCUCUUUCACUCGACCGUAAAUACCCAGUCCCUCCAAACUUCUGGGACCACCAGUCCCCUCUGCAAUACUCCACCUUCCUAUCAGAUGCCGAUCGCGGCCUCCUCCUGACCCGACCAUACUUCGAUAUAUGCGACGAGCCCGAGCCGCCUGUGCCCACCCGCCAGUCCACUCCCCUGGCUGGAGCCAAGAAGACCGGGAACAAGGUCUCCCUUGAAUUUUGGAAGAGCAAGAAGGUGGCCACCUCGCCAGCCGAGAACGGUGUCUUGGGCGGCAAAAUGGACGAUAAGAAGCAACAGGCGUCUGCGCAGAGAUCUGAGAAGGACGUCUCGCGCAAAGAACAGGACAGGGUAAAGCAGGCGGGCGCACAGCGGGAUAGCAAGGGCCAGGACGCCCGGGGUAAUGGGGACAUGGAGAGGUCUAAGAGCUCAAUCUCCAAAAUCGCAUUGAGAGAUGCGCGGAGUCCCUCGUCUGAGGGCAGAAAGCGGCCACUAGAACAGGACGACAGCACGAGGCCACACAAGAAGACGAAACCGAGCGAGCCACAACCAUCAGAGAUUCCGCGCAAACCCCCACGGCCAGAGACCCCGGGCAGCAGAGAACACGCCAGGUCUGCCAGUAAGGAUAGCAGAUCAGGAGGGCUCCAGUCGAAUGCAAGCAGCCGCUCAAAGGAUCACCCGGGCGCAGUUUCGCCAAAGGUCACGGUCAACGGCACGAAAUCCCAGAGCUCUGCGUCUCGCAACCCCAUACCCCCAAAACCAGAUACCUCUAAGAAGCCCUUUGUCCCUCCAAUGCUUUCCCCCCUACGACAGCUGCCGUUCGACGAAGACCUGGAGACGCGGAGCCCAAAGAAGAAGGCGGCGGACAACUACGCGACAGGAAAAACAUCAAGCAAACCGCCGAGGCCAGAGGUGUCGGUAAAGAAGAAGGCUGCAACGCCAGAGAUACCGCCGAUGCUAUCGCCUACAUUGCCUCCCCAGGUUGAGGAAGCACUGGCUCGAAUACAGAAGGCGUCACUAAAAGGAGAAGCGAGUCACGCGCCGAGCCAGUCCUCGGAUGGGAUAACGGGCGCACGCAAGACACGACCUCCGGCGGACAACCUUGACGCAGAUGCUCGGCCAACGAAGAUUGUGACAAUCAAAUACAAGAAAGCCAUCCGCAAGAGGAUACAAAGUCUCCUCGCGCUGCCUUCGAGGCCAUGGCCAAAAGAGCGGUCGCUCAGCGCCGAGGACACACCACCCCCUGCAAAGAAACGGCCACGUGCCACCGAGCCCAUUGCAGAGCCGGGGGCGAGCUCGAUAGCUACGAAACGGCCAAAGGCACCUGAGGUCACAACGAGCAAGGCCCCAUAUACACCACCGAAGCCCCCCACGGCCAACAGCCACUCUGCACCCGGAAGCUCGCAGACGCAGACGCCUGGGGGCAGGGUUGCUCAGACCCCAAGCGCGGGGGAUGCGGUGCAGACGGGCCGGGAUGGCGGCUCCCAGGCCGCCAAAGAAACGUUCAGGAGGCGGUGGGAAGAGUUCUGCGGGAUCGGGAAGAAACUGAAGCACAAGCGCGACAAAGAAUAUCCGACGAAUGGGGCCGGGCCUAACGGGGGCGCGCAGCUGAGGGACUAUCGCCGAGCGAUGCUCACGGUCGAGAUGAUCUUGGCGUACAUGAUCGCCUUCCGCUCUCUCAACCAGAGAUCGGAGGUGUCCGGGGCGGCGAUGGACAUGGCUUCAUGGCUCACGCUGGAGCCUCACCUUCGAGAGCUGAAGCAGAUGGCACGGCACUCGACCUCACUUCAGGCACUCGCAUACCAGCUCCACGGCAUCGUGAUCAACGAGCUGAUCAGGGCGUAUGCUUCUAUGGGCGUGCAUGGCGGCGACCUGUUAAAACUCGGAAAAGAUCAGCACAUGGCGGUCUUCCAGGCCAUGCGAAACAACCCGAGGAUAUGGACCGAGGCCAAUGAUCUGCGUGGCAAGGUGGCGGACAAGAGUAUGAGAACACCGACCAUGGGAAACUGGACAACGCCCCACAAGGCAGCGUCCGACGCGCUAUUGGUGCUUGCGCGGUUUGCAGAGCGCGAGCAUGUCAAUUGGCGUGCCGAGAUGGUGGUGCCAACCGAAGGAGCAUAA
This is a messenger RNA of Diaporthe amygdali, 2187 nucleotides long. RefSeq lists its product as uncharacterized. The transcript is spliced from 2 exons. The coding region runs from base 1 to 2187 and encodes 728 amino acids. The record is from RefSeq and is a predicted model, not a curated record. Lineage: Eukaryota; Fungi; Ascomycota; Sordariomycetes; Diaporthales; Diaporthaceae.